Messenger RNA from Schistocerca piceifrons (Central American locust), 633 nucleotides. RefSeq names its product myogenesis-regulating glycosidase-like. The record is from RefSeq and is a predicted model, not a curated record. Lineage: Eukaryota; Metazoa; Arthropoda; Insecta; Orthoptera; Acrididae. Gene Ontology annotation, biological process: carbohydrate metabolic process. The coding region runs from base 1 to 633 and encodes 210 amino acids. The transcript has 3 exons. Gene Ontology annotation, molecular function: hydrolase activity, hydrolyzing O-glycosyl compounds.
AUGGUGCAGAUAGAGACCAGCGUGGAGAACCAGCAGCUGCCCAACUACUUUGUGAUGGACAAAAUGAGGAGCGACUGGACGAACCAUCACGGCUUCAAGACGCUGAUACCCAAGCUGCUGCAGCUCAACUUGGUCGGCUACCCUUUCGUUAUCGGAGAGAUGGUGGGCGGCGGCAACAGCAAGACGUGGUCCGAGCUGUACGUGCGCUGGCUUCAGGCCAGUGUCUUCAUGCCGGUCGUAAAGUACUCCUUCACACCGUGGGACUUUGACAACGAGACGCUGGAGAUCUGCCGCAGCCUGACCGAUCUGCACACGCAGUACGCGCCACGAAUCCUGGAGCUGAUGCAGAAGGCUGUGGAGGACGGCACGCCGGUCAACCUGCCCGUCUGGUGGCUCGACCCCACAGACUCCACUGCACAGACCAUCGACUCAGAGUACCUGCUGGGCGAAGAUGUCCUGGUGGCGCCGGUGCUGCACCGCAACACGGUGCGCCGUGACAUCUACCUGCCGAAGGGCACCUGGAGGGACGAGGCCGACCCGGAGCACCCCACCAUACAGGGCCCCACCUGGCUCCGCAAAUACCCUGCUCCUCUCAACACUCUGCCCUACUUCACCAGGAUCAGCUCCACAUAG